AUGCACCAGCCACAGGCGCAGCAGCCAGUGAUGCCGGCGCGGCGGUUUCCCUCGGCGCAGCAGCCACUCAGCGAAAAGCCAGAGUUCCGCGAGGGGUCCACGCUGAAGGAGUUUGACAAGCAGGGCCGUGUUGUUGGUCGCUUUCGCUGCGGGCGGCUGCUCGGCCGCGGUGGUUUCGCGAAGUGUUACGAGGUGGAGCGGGAUGGCGAGUCGUAUGCACUCAAGGUGAUUGACCGUUCCAUUCUGCAAAAGACCAAGACAUUGCAGAAGCUGCACUCGGAGAUCUCGAUUCACCGCCGCAUGAAGCACAAGAACAUUGUCAAUUUUAUCCGCACCUUCCAGGACGACUGGAAUGUGUACAUGUUGUUAGAGAAGUGCAGCAAUCAGACCCUCAUGGAAAUAUCAAAGCGCCGGACGCGCUUCACUGUGCCUGAGACACAACACAUCAUGCUGCAGGCACUUGCUGCUAUUCAUUACAUGCACGAUCAGUGUGUCAUUCACCGCGACCUGAAACUGGGAAACAUGAUGAUGGACGCCGAGAUGAAUGUGAAGAUUGGGGACUUUGGCCUUGCUGCAGAGCUUCAGUACGACGGCGAGCGGAAGCGGACGAUUUGUGGCACGCCAAACUACAUUGCCCCUGAGAUCAUUGAUAGUGCUCACGAGGGGCACAGCUACGAGGUGGACAUUUGGUCACUGGGUGUCAUUCUUUACACUCUCUUGGUGGGUGAACCACCGUUCCAGACGUCCGAUGUGAAGGCUACUUACCGCCGUAUCAAACAGUGCCGGUAUGAGUUUCCCUCUCGACUGGAUAUACCAGAGAGCGGGAAGGAGCUGAUCCACCGCAUUCUGCAGAGCCGUCCUGAUCAUCGUCCGACACUUGUGGAGAUACGCACUCAUCCCUUUUUCCGCUUUCCGACUCCUCCGUCCAGCGCGCCACUCUCGCUGUUUCCCUCGUCGCGUCGCCGCAUGGAGGUGGAGGGGCAACAGCAGCCACAGAAAACGUGGAAAGGCUCUGAAACGGCUCCCGCCGCGAAAACUCAACGGGAAGUGCUUCGGCCGCUCAACACGAACACCGUGGCUCCGGGGCGCCAGCCGGCCCAGCCAGGGGCCGCAUCACAGGCUCUCCUCUACGGUGGCACGGUCCCUAAUGCCUGUAACCAGGGGAAGGUAGAGGAAGCAGGGGAGCCGCCUAGCGUCGAUUCUGCUCGCCCCUUACCAGCAGGUGUGCCGAAGGGCGAGAGGCAUGUCACGGCACCUCGUUCGACGUAUUAUGUGCUCGACGAUGAGGAGAGGAAUCACCUCACCGCCGUCCACGACCACCUCCAGAAGACACUUCUCGGCGAGGUUGACCAUUACGGUGGCGAGAAGCCGCUCAUGUCUCUGCCACCAAAUAACACCGGAAAACUAUCGAAACCACUCACAAUGACCACCAAAACAAAAGCAGGUGGAGUAGGGAUAGAAACGGCAGAGGAGGACAAGGGGGCAAAGAACGAGUUUCCACUCCCAUCCGUGUGGGUGACAGAUUACGCCGAUUUCUCUGCAAAGUAUGGACUCUGCUACAGGUUGAGUACGAGCCACACAGGCGUGCACUUCAACGACUCCACGAAAAUGGUGUGGGAGCCCAUCACGGGUCGUGUGGAGUAUUAUGCGCGGGUCAAGGAGGUUGUGUCGCAUAACAAUGCCGGUGUUAUGCACGCCAGGGACCAGCGUCAGGCAUUUCACAUGGAAACAUUUCCCGAGAGCCUCAACAAGAAGGUAACACUUAUUAAGUAUUUCAAGUCCUACUUGUCGCGCGCCCGCAACGGACGCGAAGGAGUGGAGGUGGUGCGUUGUUCGCCGUACAUGGAUCAGACACCUGUGUUGCUUAGCGAGCCACAUAUGAUUGAGGACAUUGUUUACGUCAAGCGCUGGCUUCUCACACCGCAUGCAAUGAUAUUCCGUCUGUCCAAUAAAACUAUCCAGGUUUGCUUUCAUGACAAGGCGGAGGUUAUUCUCAGUUCUGAGUCGCGGGUCGUGACAUAUACCGAUGCCUCGGGUCACCGCAUCACCGUACCACUGUAUUCAGCGACCUCCCACUCGAAUGAAAUUGCGUCGCGGCUGCGGUACACCAAGGACAUCCUUUGCGAACUCAUUCAAAAUCGUGAAUUGUAG
This is a messenger RNA of Trypanosoma cruzi, 2151 nucleotides long. RefSeq names its product protein kinase, putative. The coding region runs from base 1 to 2151 and encodes 716 amino acids. Gene Ontology annotation, biological process: protein phosphorylation; mitotic cell cycle; regulation of cytokinesis. NCBI's taxonomy places the organism in Eukaryota, Euglenozoa, Kinetoplastea, Trypanosomatida, Trypanosomatidae. The transcript has a single exon. Gene Ontology annotation, cellular component: spindle pole; cytoplasm; centrosome. Gene Ontology annotation, molecular function: protein kinase activity; protein binding; ATP binding. The record is from RefSeq and is a predicted model, not a curated record.